Molecule: messenger RNA, 2097 nt
Organism: Neoarius graeffei (lesser salmon catfish)
Lineage: Eukaryota; Metazoa; Chordata; Actinopteri; Siluriformes; Ariidae
Gene: boka
Product: BCL2 family apoptosis regulator BOK a
Exons: 5
Coding region: 360-1004 (214 amino acids)
Biological process (GO): regulation of apoptotic process; extrinsic apoptotic signaling pathway in absence of ligand; intrinsic apoptotic signaling pathway in response to DNA damage
Cellular component (GO): mitochondrial outer membrane
Molecular function (GO): protein heterodimerization activity; protein homodimerization activity
Source: RefSeq, a predicted model, not a curated record
GGAUUCUCUCUCUGAGUUUCGCAGCCGCAGCAGCAGCAGGCGGGAGCACAGGAAUGAUAUCCGCCUCUGACAUUCGGUCCUCGGCGAAAAUGGCUUAACAUGACGGCCCCUGGGCGGUAAUGAGUUUGGUUUUUAUAUAUAUAUUUAUUUAUUUAUCUAUCAUUUUUCAAGCAAAUAGCUGUAACUUUCCGUUAAAAAUCAGCGUGGCGGCUUCUCGGCGCUGCGCCUGAGCUCAGUGUCCGCAGCCUCAGCACAGCAGAGCUGGAACAGCCGGUGCCAAGGUGUCAUUAAACCUCCACAGCAGGUUUUCUUCUCCGCAACAGCAGAGGAGAAAAGUUGUUCCCUCACACAGGCCAUUGAUGAAGGGCAUGGAGAUGCUCCGUCGCUCCUCAGUGUUUGCAGCAGAAGUCAUGGAAGUAUUUGAUCGUUCCCCUACAGACAAAGAACUCGUCUCCCAAUCAAAAAUGUUGUGUAGGGACUACAUUCACUCAAGGCUCAACCGGGCUGGAAUCGGUUGGACCAAAUCUGAUCUUGGAUCUACAGGAGGAACCCUCGGAGAAGUGUCCACUGUUCUUCUUUGGUUAGGUGAUGAGCUUGAAUACUUGCGACCCAGUGUGUACCGCAAUGUGGCAAAACAACUGAAUAUCACUGUGGCUUCAGAAAGUAUUGUUUCUGAUGCCUUUCUGGCUGUAGCUGCAGAAAUCUUCUCCACAGGAGUGACGUGGGGUAAGGUGGUCUCUCUGUAUGCAGUCGCUGGAGCAUUGGCAGUGGACUGUGUUCGACAUGGCUACCCAGCCAUGGUCCACACCAUUGUAGACUGCAUGGGCGAGUUCGUCCGCAAGAGCCUGGUGUCCUGGUUAAAGAGGAGAGGAGGUUGGGCUGACAUUACAAAGUGUGUAGUGAACACAGAUCCCAGCUUCCAUUCUCACUGGCUGGUGGCAGCAGCCUGCACGUGUGCACACUACCUGAAGGCCAUCGUCUUCUACCUGCUGAGGGAGAAGUGAAAGCAUGGCAGAGGAACAAUGGACAUUGAGCCUCUCUUCUGUUUUUGGUGGAGAGAGCUGCCAUUUCACUGCUUCAACCCGUUACUGCUCUUGGUGUGUUUACACAUUCAGGAAAGUUGCACUGUGCCUUUUAAAUGACAUUUGUGUGUACUGAGCUGUUCUUGGAUGUCUUCAUGGAUUGGGUUCAAGGGGCUGUAAGGAUUUUCAGUGGAUUGAUGUCCAUAAGUGAUGGUACGUAGAGGGCACUUGUAUCUGAGGGGUAACUGUCAAUAGGACGCGAGCUGCAGGAUGUUUCCCCAUCAGAAACAGGAAGCUCUGUGUGUGCGUGUGACCAGUGUGUUCCAUUAAAGCCAUACUGUCUAGCCCUCGUCUGCACUGUCACAUAGUGGCUCUUAUUAGUUUAUCCAUGUUUCUAGUGGACUGCACUGUUUUGGUUUGGGUUGUGUUUUGUUUUUUUUUUGGUGCGUGUGUGUGUGUGUUUUUUUGAAUACACUUUACUGAUAAUGACACCUUCAAAUGGGUCUAGUGUUAUGAAAUUACUUGGGCAGGAUAGAAAAUCUUUUUGCUCAACUGAAACUGAGCAGAAUAUUUGAGUCAUGCUGACCUGAAAGAUUCUUUUUAAGGGUGUGUGUGUGUGUGUGUGUGUGUGUGUGUGUGUGUGUGAGAGAGAGAGAGAGAGAGAGAGAGAGAGAGACAGAGUGAAAGUGAGAGAGAUUAAAAAGCAUGAAAUUAACAAACAGAUCUGGCUUUUUAUUUCUAUUUCUUGUCCACUCUAAAACAAAGAACUUGUCCAUUCCAAAAAAAAAACCAUAUCUGAAUCCUCCAGUUGUCCAUAAAAAGCCUAUAAGAACUCUGUCCAAAGUUUUCAACAAGGCUAAGGUGUAUCUGGUGUUUUUGUUGUCAUAGCUCUAACUGUGCUGUAAAUAUAAAAGCUAUGAACUUUGACUGCAUUUACGCAAUCGCAUCUGAUAACUUUUUCUGUUUUUAUAUAUUUAAAAAUUCCUUUUUGAGGAAUUACGCAUUGCUGUUGUGUGCAGAUUGCUAAGCCACCCUGAAUGUCUGUGGAAUAAAUGCUAGUAAAUGGAAAAAUGAA